Aspergillus ibericus CBS 121593 is the source of this 1075-nucleotide messenger RNA. RefSeq names its product complex I 24 kDa subunit family protein. The record is from RefSeq and is a predicted model, not a curated record. The coding region runs from base 56 to 865 and encodes 269 amino acids. The transcript is spliced from 3 exons. NCBI's taxonomy places the organism in Eukaryota, Fungi, Ascomycota, Eurotiomycetes, Eurotiales, Aspergillaceae. Gene Ontology annotation, molecular function: NADH dehydrogenase activity.
CAGAUCGACCCCCAGCCCUCCUCCCCAUACCCUCACUCCCCUCCCUCUGCCAGCAAUGGCCUCCAAAUUCUUCCCCGCCGUCCCGCGGACUGGCCGCCAGCUCUUCCAGCAGAUCCCCAAGACCCAAUUCAGACCUUUCUCGGCUGGUCCGCAACGCUACAGCGACUCCCUGGCCGUGCACCGCAACAAAGGCGACAACAACCCGUCCGUCCCGUUCAAGUUCUCCGAACAGAGCCUCAAACUCAUCGAUGAAAUCCUCAAGCGUUAUCCCCCCCAGUACAAGAAGGCCGCCGUCAUGCCGGUGCUGGAUGUGGGCCAGCGCCAGCACGGCUACACCAGCAUCAGUGUCAUGAACGAGGUCGCCCGUCUCCUCGAGAUGCCCCCCAUGCGUGUCUAUGAAGUCGCAACCUUCUAUACCAUGUACAACCGUGAGCCUGUCGGCAAGUACUUUGUCCAGCUUUGCACAACGACACCCUGCCAGCUCGGUGGUUGCGGUAGCGACAAGAUCGUCCAGGCGAUCACGGAACACCUGGGUAUCACCCCCGGACACACUACCAAGGACGGUCUUUUCACUUUCAUCGAAGUCGAAUGCUUGGGUGCUUGUGUCAAUGCUCCCAUGGUCCAGAUCAACGACGACUACUACGAGGAUCUCACCCCCGAAUCGAUCAAGACCCUCCUCACCGCACUCAAGGACUCCGCGACUGCCACCGAGGCGGGCCAGACCGUCAAGGUGCCCGCUCCGGGUCCCCUGAGUGGAAGAGAUACUUGCGAGAACAGCGCGGGAUUGACCAACCUGGUCGAGCCCGUGUGGGACCCCGCCACGAUGAUGAGAAAGGACGGUGCUUUGGACGCUCAAGCACAAUAAAUGAAGAUAAACCUAUAAUUCAAGCAGAGAAUAUAGUUUCGAUACCGUGCGCUGGAUGGUUGCAAUUGUCAUGUUCCCUUUUUUUCCUUUUCUGCCCUGGUUGGUGAACUGGACGGGCCACCAGGUAACGCUUAUGUACAGUACGUUGUUUCUGAUAUUCCUCUUUUUGCGUAGGGGAAAGUCAGAAGAUGGUGGGAUCGAUUUAAGCAC